AUGAAGAAUAUUGUCCUUGAAACCUAUAGCGGGAAAGCUGAUCCCAAGGAGCACCUGUUAUAUUUCAAUACAAAGAUGGUGAUCAGUGCCGCUUCCGACGCUGUGAAGUGCAAGAUGUUUCCAGCUACGUUCAAAGGCACAGCCAUGGUGUGGUUUACCACGCUACCCCGAGGAUCCAUUACUAAUUUCCGUGACUUCUCAUCAAAAUUCCUUGUUCAGUUUUCCGCCAGUAAAACCAAGCAAGUAACAAUCGAAGAUCUCUACAACGUCCGCCAAUCUGAGGGUGAGACUCUGAAGCAGUACGUAAAACGAUUCAGCGCGGAAUCAGUAAAAAUUGAGGAGUCAGAGCCGCACGCCUGUGCGCGUGCCUUCAAGAACGGGUUACAGCCGGGAAAGCUGAAUAGCAAGUUGAGCCGCAAGCCGACUCGGUCCAUGGCGGAGAUUCGGACGCGAGCAAACACCUACAUUCUAGACGAGGAGGAUGAUGCUUUCAAGCGAAGGCGCGCAAAAAAUGAGAAAGACGGCGAACAGGAGGACGCUUCGCCAGAAGAGAAACGGAGUAAGGAGAGAGGAGAGGGCAGCAAAAAGCGAGACAGGAAGGUGAGGACAGGAGAGAAGGCUGCGAAUGAGCCGUUGUACCCCAAGAGGGAAAAUUUUGAGCGCCGCAAACCGUGGCAUCAAGCUGACCCUCGCCGGCGAGAAGAGUCAGGGAUGAUUCUAAAUGCACAUUUGACGGAGUUGCUUCGAGAGGUCAAGGCAACCCACGCGGUUGAGGAAGGCAAGAAAGAGGCCGACCCGCCCCGAACGACGUUGGAUAAAACGAAGUGGUGCGAGUAUCACCGCUCAGCGGGCCAUGACACGGGAGAUUGCUUUACCUUGAAGAACGAGAUUGAGAGGCUCAUUCGAGCGGGACGAUCGCAGAUGAACGACCGUGGCGAUUGGUGGAAUGGAGAACGACAGCAAGGGAACCGGUACAAAGGGGGUCGUCAGCAGGAUGACCGCAGGCGAGACAAACGCCGACGUACGCCAACCGCUGACAAAAAGGAAACACUGGCAACAAGGAAGAAGGGGGCGGAAGAAACCUUUAAUAAAGACCUUGAGCCGCCAGUUGGGACAAUAAACACAAUCGCGGGUGGCUUCGGCGGGGGCAGAGACACAGCGUCGGCAAGGCGAAGGCACGUGAGAGCAGUGACGUCAGUGCAACAGUAUGAAACUCCAUUCGGUUUCCAGCAUCCAGACAUUGUGAUAUCGUCGGAAGAUUUCGAAGGGAUCAAGACACACAAAGACGAUCCCGUGGUUGUGAUGAUAAGGAUUAACAGUUUCAAUGUGCGGCGGGUUCUUUUGGACCAAGGAAGCUCCGCUGAUAUCAUCUACGGCGAUGCUUUUGAUCAAUUAGGAUUGACGGACAAAGAUUUGAUGCCCUAUACAGGAACGUUGGUAGGCUUCUCGGGCGAGCAAGUUUGGGUACGCGGAUAUGUAGAUCUGGACACAGUCUUUGGUAUCGACGAUAACGCCAAGCUACUCUGUGUAAGGUAUCUUGUGUUGCAGGUUGUGGCAUCCUACAAUGUCAUCAUUGGACGGAACACACUCAAUCGCCUCUGUGCAGUAAUUUCGACGGCACACCUGGCGGUGAAAUAUCCGCUGAUGAGUGGAAAAGUGGGAAAGAUUGUAGUUGAUCAAAGGAGGGCGAGAGAAUGUUACAACAACUGUCUCAGCCUGUAUGGAAAGAAAGGAACUGGCAAGGGACACAUGUGUCAUGAGGUUGAGGUCGUCCAAGGUAAUCAGGGCAGGCAAGAGGAAUCGAAGCAGGGGGUUGACAGGAAGAUAGCAAGAUCAGGGAGCAACCAAGGACAGGACAGGAUAGAUGGCAGGACGGGAAGGGCCAGACAGUUCACAGAUGCUCACGCAGAGAAGCGUUGGGUGAGUGUGAUCGCAGACUUAGAGGCAUAUAAAUUCAGUAGGGGGUGUUGGCGAUCGAGCCCAGGCUCACGGUUAGUCAAGAGGGAUGCUUAG
Molecule: messenger RNA, 2013 nt
Organism: Lotus japonicus
Lineage: Eukaryota; Viridiplantae; Streptophyta; Magnoliopsida; Fabales; Fabaceae
Exons: 1
Coding region: 1-2013 (670 amino acids)
Source: RefSeq, a predicted model, not a curated record